UCCAAUUGAAAAUCCGUAUUAUUCAUUUUGUUGUCUGAUGUCGAACACAAAUUAUUAAAGUAUCUGUAAAUAUAUAUCAUCGAGCGAAUAUUUAAUUAAUUGUGGUUCAUUAGGUCUGCACAUACGUUACAGUUCACGAAGCAUAACCGUUGAAUCAAGUUUGAUUACUCCUAGCUUAACUUACUAUUGUACAUAAAACUUAUCUCGAAGAAAUCGAAUGUUCGAGAAAUACAUUUCCAAGAUGAAUGUUAUGGACGAAGAUAGUAUGGAUAGCAUCAGCUACAUUUUUCCUGAUAACGUAACGCCUUUUGUCAAUCAAGUAGCUGGACACGAAUUCACCAAAGCGAAACCAACUAUUGGUAUGAUGAAGCAUUCGGACGGAUAUGUUUUAAAACCAGUUCCUCAUCCUGUGUACGGUCCUCGUGAAAUAAAUUUCUAUAAAACUCUAGAAACUACAUGUGAUCCACUGCUGAAAGAUCUGAAACAAUAUAUUCCUCAGUAUUUAGGCACGACUACUAUCGAAUUAGAUAACAAAGAUGUCAGAUGUAUAUGCAUGGAAGAUAUUACUAAAGACUUCAAAUUACCAUGUGUGAUGGAUGUGAAAAUAGGUGUUCAAACAUGGGAGCCAGACGCAUCUCUAGAAAAAAUUAAAGUCGAAAGAGUGAAAUAUGCGGCGUGUAAAAAACGCUGGGGAUUUAGUAUUCCUGGCUUUCAAUAUUAUAACGUCAGCGAUGGCAGUUUCGUCAGACGUGGAAAAGAUUUCGGUAAACGAAUGAGUGCGCAAGAAGCCAUUCAAGCUUUGUAUUCGUAUAUAAAUGCCGAAGUAGGCAUCAAGUACGGACUGGUGGCCAGUAUAUUGGAUCAAUUAAAGAAGAUACAUUCGUGGUUCCGUCGUCAAAGGCAUUUCUUAUUCUUUUCGAGUUCGAUAUUGUUGGCCUACGAUGCGGAAAACUUGAAAAUCUUCCUCGACGAAGGUGUUACGUGGGGCGACGGCGAAUCUGUCGUGAAUACCGAACACGAUCCCAAAAUAUCCGUUUGUAUGAUCGAUUUCGCGCACGUUUUACCAAAUCUGCAACACGAGGCGGAUGUUAAUUAUUUAACCAGUUUAGAAAAUUUGAUACACGUUUUCGAAGAUCUUUCUAGCUUAUACGCGUUGCACAGCUAAAGCGUCGAUCGAGCGAAAUUUUCAUCGAAUUUUGAAAAAUUCAUAGUUUUAUUAUCGAUAUAUCGUAUAUAAAAUGAUACAAUAUAGAGUAAACAACUGCAAUGUGAGGUUUAGACGAGCUUUUAUACUAUAUACAUAUAUCGAGUUUCGAGAAAAAAUUUAUUCAAUUGUAAAUUGUUAGUUGAACUCAGGUUUGCCAGUUACUAUACGUUUUCAUUAUUUUUUUUGUCCUCUUUUUUUGCCCUUAUCCUCUCCCCCUAUUUCUCUCUUUUCGUUAUUUAUUUUAGAGUUUUUUUUCUUUUUGUUGGCGUAUGAGUGAAUUAUACGUGGUAUGUAAUGUACAGAACUAUACAGAGAUGCACCAGCAUUUUAUAUAAGGAUACUAAAUAAAAAAAGUACUGAUUUUUCAUCACACGAGAAUUACGUUUUAGUCGUGUCUUUCUUUUGUCUUUUCUUCUUUUUUUUUUUCGUAUAAUUUUCAGCAGUAUUUGGUUUUACGUGUAUUUUUAAUUUUUAAUUUUUAGUUAUUGACGCACCUUUCCUGUUCUCUUUAUUUUUGUCUUGAUUUAAGAUUCGCUAUUAACUUUUUUGUUUACUCAAUUUUUUAACGUGCAAAUUUACCGACGAAUCGAGUAAAGUAAACGAUUCGAAUGAACUGUUCACGUGAUUUUUUUCAUUAGCACGGUUUGAAUUUUGUUCAUUUUUGAUUUCUUUUCCUUUGCUCGAAAGAAAGGUUAAGCGUUUCUUUCAGUUUUUCCUUCAUUUUGUUUCAUUUUGAUUUUUGAGAAAAUAUAUCGGUUUUUGUUUUAUUUUGAUAUACGUAGAAGGGUAUUUUUUUUCUUACAUGACAAGAAGUUGUGCAUUGUGCAAUAUAUAGAAUAUAAUUUUGAACUUGAUUUUCUAAUGUGGUAAUCUAGUACUGUAAUUUCUAGAUGAAAACAAAUGAAUGUUUUCUUUUCGAAUCGCAAGUAUUAUGAUUUCUUCUUACGUAGGACCAUCUCUAUAAUAUGUAUUAGGAUAUUAUUUCUCUCUAUCGAGGCAUUUGUCGAUUUUUCUUCUAUUUUAAAUCCAAAGCCGGUAUUUUUUUGCUCAUUUUGUAAUGAUUACCGUAAUAUACCUGCGUAAAAAUUGUGUAAAAAAUUUGAGUGAAUGAUGAUUUUUGUUAUUCUAACUCAUUUAAAUAAAAUGUAAUUUUGAUAUUAUGAAAUAUGUAAAUUCUUUAAUUCAAUGUGUUAUUUUUGUUGUUCGCUUUGAGUAAUACGAAAAAGUUACUUAUUAAUUUAUUUGCAUUCCUUUAUGAUUAUGAUUUUUUUUCUUGUGUAAAUUAUAUUCGUUUGUAAUUUGUUAAUAUUCA
Planococcus citri (citrus mealybug) is the source of this 2519-nucleotide messenger RNA. RefSeq names its product inositol polyphosphate multikinase-like. The coding region runs from base 218 to 1165 and encodes 315 amino acids. Lineage: Eukaryota; Metazoa; Arthropoda; Insecta; Hemiptera; Pseudococcidae. Gene Ontology annotation, biological process: inositol phosphate biosynthetic process. The transcript has 6 exons. The record is from RefSeq and is a predicted model, not a curated record. Gene Ontology annotation, cellular component: cytoplasm; nucleus. Gene Ontology annotation, molecular function: inositol tetrakisphosphate kinase activity; inositol-1,4,5-trisphosphate 3-kinase activity.